CAGGUGACAGUUGGUUGCCCGGCUGUGGCCGCCUCCGCAGGAGCCAGGCCGGGAAGAGGGGAGCGGCGCGCGCGCUCCCUCUCGCUCUCGCGGCGCCCCAAACAUGGAGGGCAGGGCGGCUGCGGCAGCCGGGCCGGGGCAAGCGGCCGCGGAGGGAGCAGGAGGACCCGGACCGGGCCGGAGACCCGCUCGCUUGGCGUCAGGGACAGCGGGGCCGGCAGCCGGCGCGGCGGUUGGGGGGGCGUCGAGCGCCGCCGGGUCUCGGCAGCCCAGCGUGGAGACCUUGGACAGCCCCACAGGAUCCCAUGUUGAAUGGUGUAAGCAACUUAUUGCUGCUACAAUUUCUAGUCAGAUUUCAGGUUCUAUGCCCACAGACAGUAUAUCCAGAGAGUACCGGGUAUACAGGAGGCCUACUAUAAGGGAGAUUCAGGAUGGACACAAUGGCUAUCCUUCUGACGCAGAAGUUGAUCAGGCACUGAGGGAUGGAAACAAACUUGCCCAGAUGGAAGAGGCUCCACUUUUUCCUGGAGAAUCAAUCAAAGCUAUUGCUAAAGAAGUCAUGUAUAUCUGUCCAUUUAUUGGAGCCAUCAGUGGUACAUUGACAGUGACAGAUUUCAAAAUGUAUUUCAAGAAUGUUGAAAGGGAUCCCCAUUUUGUUCUUGAUGUUCCUCUUGGAGUGAUAAACAGGGUUGAAAAGAUUGGAGUGCAGAGCCAUGGAGAUAACUCCUGUGGGAUAGAAAUUGUUUGCAAGGAUAUGCGAAAUUUGCGGCUUGCCUACAAACAGGAAGAGCAUAGACUGGAGAUUUUUCAGAACCUUAUUACGCGAGCAUUUCCUCUUUCUCAUGGGCUGCCACUAUUUGCAUUCAGCUAUAAAGAAAAGUUUCCCAUUAAUGGCUGGAAAGUUUAUGAUCCAAUAACAGAAUAUAAGAGGCAGGGCUUGCCCAAUGAGAGUUGGAAAAUAUCUAAAAUUAAUAGUAUGUAUGAACUUUGUGAUACGUAUCCUGCCAUCCUUGUUGUGCCAACUAGUGUAAAAGACGAUGACCUCUCUAGGGUAGCAGCAUUCAGGGCAAAAGGCAGAGUUCCAGUGUUAUCCUGGAUCCACCCUGAGAGUCAAGCUACCAUCACACGUUGCAGCCAGCCUUUAGUAGGCCCAAAUGACAAGCGUUGUAAAGAGGAUGAGAAAUAUUUGCAAACCAUAAUGGAUGCCAAUGCUCAGUCCCACAAGCUUUUCAUCUUCGAUGCCAGGCAGAACAGUGUUGCAGAUACAAAUAAGACAAAAGGUGGGGGAUAUGAAAGUGAAAGUGCCUACCCAAAUGUUGAGCUGAUCUUCUUGGAGAUCCCAAAUAUCCACGUGAUGAGAGAAUCACUACGAAAGCUGAAGGAAAUAGUUUACCCUACAAUUGACGAGUCUCGGUGGCUGUCCAAUGUGGAGAGUACACACUGGCUGGAAUAUAUACGGAUGCUUCUUGCUGGAUCAGUGAGAAUUGCUGAUAAAAUUGAAUCGGGUAAAACAUCAGUGGUGGUACACUGCAGUGAUGGCUGGGAUCGUACCACUCAGCUUACCUCUUUAGCCAUGCUUAUGUUGGACAGCCAUUACCGAACCAUCAAAGGCUUUCAGGUCCUCCUAGAGAAAGAGUGGAUGAGUUUUGGACAUCGGUUUGCCCUGCGAGUAGGUCAUGGCGAUCAUGAUCACGCUGAUGCUGACAGAUCACCGAUCUUCCUUCAGUUCAUUGAUUGUGUUUGGCAAAUGACAAAGCAGUUUCCAGCUGCCUUUGAGUUCAAUGAACUGUUCUUGAUCACCAUUUUGGAUCAUCUUUAUAGCUGUCUCUUUGGCACUUUUUUAUACAACUCUGAACAUCAGCGAAUAAAAGAGGAAAUCCCUACAAGGACUGUCUCUUUAUGGUCAUAUAUCAAUAGCCAACUAGAUGAAUUCAGUAACCCUUUCUAUGUAAACUAUGAAAACCAUGUCCUCUAUCCAGUUGCCAGUCUAAGCCAUUUGGAAUUGUGGGUAAACUAUUAUGUGCGAUGGAAUCCACGGAUGAGGCCCCAGAUGCCAGUUCACCAGAAUCUGAAAGAGCUGCUUGCCAUCAGAACUGAGCUCCAGAAGCGGGUGGACGAAUUGCAGCGGGAAGCAGCGACACGCUCCAUUUCUUCUUCAUCUGAUAGGGGGUCAUCUCCUGUAGCCACACCAGUGCACACCUCUGUCUGAUGCGUGACUAGAAUCAAGGUACAGUUCUGUUAUGAAUGCAUUCCGGGCCGCAGAAGACUUCCAUACCCACCUCUGAUCAGGGUGUUGUCACCUGAUCCUGCUGUCUCUCUGUUAUGCUGAGGACAACACGUUUUCCUGUGUGCAACACUGUAGAGGGUGGUGGUUGCUAGUUUCCCUUUGUGUCUCUUUGAUGUGUUUUCCUGAAUUUACAAUUGAAAAGUCAACUCUCUCCUAAGCGACCUACAACAAAACUCUGAAGUGGGGCAAAAAGCAUCUCCAAGGGAUGGUCAAGCCUGCCGUGAACUAGCACAUACAGAGUGAUCCAUUUCUGACAGGGGAACCUGAUUGGUUCUUUGGUACUUAAUAUAAUUGUUGGGUGUUUCUUUUAAUAAUAGCAGAAAUUAUGUUUCUUGGGACAGUUGUAGAUGAACUGAUGCACUUUGAAAUUAGUUUAAUUUUUAAUACUACAGCGAGUUUUAUAUUUUGAAUAAAGCCAUUUAAAAUGAACAGGAUUUGCCAACCUUGAGACACCUGAUAACUGUAAUAUUUUGGAAACCUGGAUUAUUGAAUAAUUAAUUUUUCAUGUUUUCUGUAAUUAUUGUCCACUUUCAUCCAAACUACUCAAAGACUGAACGUGGACUAUCUAUACGAAAUAACUAUGGCUUAGCCUGACAGUUAAAUUUGUAAAUUGCAAAUGCAAAUAUUAUUUAGCAUAUCAUAUCAAAAGCUGUAAGCACAAAGGAAUUUUCUUUGCUUACAAGUGUAUACAAGGCCAAACACUCUUCCAGUGGCAUCUGAAAAGACUCAAGUGUCCCUUUAGAGACACUUUUCAAGUGUUGGGAAGAUAGUAAAUUGUAAUUAUUGUGAUAGGUACGUUUUUAAGCAAAUUGGUCAUUACUGGUUUCUAUGAGACAAUAAAAGCUAUUGUGUUUUUCCAGUUGUUUGAUAGAUUUAGCAGUAGCCUUGAGUCCCAGUAAGAAAGGCACACUAUAAAAGAAGUAAAUGAAUAGAUUCAUUUUACCUGCAUUUCCUAUGACUGGCCAACUGAAGGCAUGGGUACCACAAGUGCUGUGUGUUUGUGGCACAGCUGGGUAGGGCGACCUACAUGCUAAUGGGCAGACCCAGGCCAACACUCCUGUGUGCCCCAUAUGUGCUGCAUUGCUGCUACUCCUUAGCUCUAAAGAUUGGAGCAAAACCACGGGGAUGGGGGAGGCUCUGUGUACUCCUUGCAUUGGAGAAUCUUACAUUUACACUUCACUUGCAACAGCUGGCAACAAAGUUGGCUGCCAUGCUUUGCCUCCUGCUCUUUCAUCACUGCUCAUUUCAUGCCUGAUUUCUUGUUUGUUGGACCACUUCUGAUCCAAUCUUAUUUUUCUCCACUCCACUUUACAAAUUUAGCCAUCUUGCCUACCUUAAGCACACGAGAUGGUGCAAUUCCCUUCACAUUAAGCCUGAUGACCAGAAUGUAUUGUGUUUGACAAGUCUUGAUGUGAUUACACAGGCAGCAAAAGCAGCACUGUCGCUAGCUGUUCCCCUGCUAUUUAGCAGAACGUGGCUUGCUCACAGCUCCCUAGAGGGCGAGUUGGGAUUGUUUUUGUGCCAUGGAUUCAGUCCUCAUGCAACCAUUUUCUGACACACGAGCAUUCUAACACCUGUCCAAGAGAUUAUUUUUUAUUGAUAGGUCUGUUUUUGAGGGCCGCUGUCAUAUUUUUGGAGUCUAGAAAAUGAAACUGACUUUAAACAUUUUGUGUUUCAAUCCAGAGAUCCAUGCAAAUAGUUCCACACAGUGAUAUAGUGUUGAGGGCCAUUUUUGAAAGAAAUGGGUCAAAAACCUGCCAGGGAUGUGUAAGUUAUUUAGCUUUGUGGAGUGCAGCCUGGCUUUUGCAAUUUUGCUUUGCGACUGAUGCACAUAUUAUUUUGACAGUAUCCCGUGUAACUAGUUGUCCAUAUGUAAAAGUAUUACUUUGCCUACAGAAGAUGUCCUGCCUUUGAUCAUUUCUUCCAGGAGAACAGGCAAGGCAACGUGAUGAUGUCAAUAAAGCAAGACAUCACCAAUCAUUUCCCUUCCAUUAAGAAACAUUUCUCACUUUGAAAUACGUACUGUAAAAGAAAAUUCUCAGAAGUGGGGUACAGGGAGGCCCAACUGCUUUAUCAUUCCAGGGAGACUGAUCCCUGCAUUGGCAGAGGAGACACUUUAAUACUGUUUUGUAUGCGAAACUAGUUCUCCAGCAUUGUGCAAAAUACACACUUACAAUGUUGUUGUACAAGUCAGUCUUCAGUUUAUUGUUUUCCAGUUUGUAGUUCAACGAUCAAGUUCAGAUUUCCCUCCCCCAUAAUUCUUAUAUGCACUUUAGCAAAAUGUGUCUGCCUUUUGACAGCAAAAUAUACAAUUUUCAUCUGGGACAAGUCAUUUCUGUAUUAGCAAAGGUAUGUAUUGCCUAAAUAAAAGCCUGGUUCUUUUGAA
Eublepharis macularius is the source of this 4673-nucleotide messenger RNA. RefSeq names its product myotubularin related protein 1 (gene MTMR1). Gene Ontology annotation, molecular function: phosphatidylinositol-3,5-bisphosphate 3-phosphatase activity. NCBI's taxonomy places the organism in Eukaryota, Metazoa, Chordata, Lepidosauria, Squamata, Eublepharidae. Bases 104 to 2209 code for a protein of 701 amino acids. Gene Ontology annotation, biological process: phosphatidylinositol dephosphorylation. The record is from RefSeq and is a predicted model, not a curated record. The transcript is spliced from 17 exons.